Paramecium sonneborni is the source of this 2807-nucleotide messenger RNA. The record is from the annotation of a GenBank genome assembly. NCBI's taxonomy places the organism in Eukaryota, Ciliophora, Oligohymenophorea, Peniculida, Parameciidae.
AUUAAUGUUAUCAAAAAUAAUCUUACUAUUCUUAGUGAUAUCGAUUAGUUGUGAUACUGUAUUAGAUAAAGGGUGUUCUUGUAAUGAAAUUUAGAAUGAGAAUGAUUGUAAAAGAAUAUAAUGCAAAUAUGAGAAUGGACAAUGUAAAAAUAGAGAACUAGAGACCUAUUGUAAAUUAGCAAGUACAAUAGCAAAAUGCCCAGUUGAAGGAUGUGCCUUAUAUGAGAAUAUAUGUUAAGCAUUUGCUGGAUGCACAGCAUAUUUGAGUAAGACAUUUGAAAGUUGUAAUAAAAUAUCUGAUAAAUGUACAUCAGAUGGAGAAAGAUGUGUAGAUUUAUCUACUUGUGAUACUUACUUGACUAAAAUAUCAUGUUUUAUAGAUAAUAGUGAAAAUUAUUGUUACUAUGAUGAAAGUGAUGCAGCUAAACCUUAAUGUAAGACUGUUACUUCUUGUAAGAAUUUACCGACAACUUUAAAAACAGAUCAAGAAUGUAGAUCAAAACUACAAACAUGUACUGUUAAUGAAAGUAAUUAAGGAUGUGUUGAUUCAGGUAAGAGUUGUAGUGAUUAAAAAACGAAAUCUUAAUGUGGAACAAAUUUAGAUUAAAGUAUGAAUUGUAAAUGGAAUGAAACGACGAGCUAAUGUUAUGAUUAUACUUGUGCUAAUGGAAAUGGUAAAACAGUGGAUGAUUGUUAGAAAUACAAAGAUAAUUGUGUCUUAGCAGAAACAUAAGAUGGUAUAUCUAAUACAUGUAAAGAUAUUGAAGAAUGUAUUAAUUACAAAUUCUAAGAAACCUGUAAAAUAGGAUUAUAAGGAAAUUGUCUAUGGUUAAUUACUCAAGUUGAUGGAAAAGAUGUUGGAAAGUGUGUAGAUUACAAUUGCUCUUAAGCAUCUGAUGAUUAUACAAAUGAUUAAUUAUGUUUUAAGUUUCUAUCUACUUGUACUAUUGAUGAUGAUAAUCUUGGAUGUAAAACUAAAGAAGCUCUAUGUACUUCUUAUCUUUAAGUCUCUUAAUGUGUUUCAACUCUUACUUAAGAAUAAUGCUAUUGGAAUAAAUCUAAAUAAUAAUGUGUUUAUUAUGAUUGUGCAAAUGCUUAAGUUGAUACUUAUACAGCUGAAAAUUGUAAUAAAUUUUUAAGUCUUUGCACUGCUAAUACUGGAUUAACUUCAUGUGUUAAAAAACAAUGUACUGAAGCUUUAACUACAUAAUUAUGUACUAAAUUAGGUUAAUGUAUUUGGUAAGAUAAUAAAUGUGUUUAAUAUACAUGUGCUAAUGCUCCCACAUCAUUAACUACAAAUGAUGCAUGCAAUAAAUAUUUAGAUAAAUGUUAUACUACUGGAGCAGGAUGUUCAUCUCAUGGUACAUGCACAGAUAUGAAAACAGAAACUGCUUGUACUAUUGAUUCAUUAAAAUAAAAAUGUAUCUGGCUAAGUUCUUCAUGUAAAGUUAAAACUUGUUCAGAUCUUACAUACAUUAGUCAUUCAGAAUGUAACACUCAAUUAGAUACUUGUACUUCUGAUGGAACCAAAUGUAUUACAUAAGCCACUCUAUGCACUGAUUAUAAAAUCUAACUCAGUUGUGUUGUAUCUUUAGAAGGACCAUGUUUAUGGAUUGAUAGCAAAUGUUUUCUUUUCCUAGGUUGCUCCACUUUACCUGGUACAACUCAUGAAUUUUGUAAUCUAGCUAAUAAUAAAUGUACAACUGAUGGUACUCAAUGUGUUCCAAUAACAAGUUGUGCAAAAACUCUUUAAACAGGAUGUUAUAUUGGUACAGAUGGAGAUUGUGUAAGAAAUCUUGAUAAAAAUAAUAAUACAAUAUGUGAAAAAUUUACUAAAUGUUCAUAGAUGAAUUUUACAACUCAUUUUUAAUGUAAUCGAGAGAAAUAGACAUGCACAGUUAAUACAGAUAAGAAAAACUGCAUGGAUUUAUCAAAUUCUUGUGCAUCAUAUACGAUAUAAGAUAAUUGUUAGAUUACUUCAGAUAAAAAAUAUUGUUAAUGGGACACCACAACUUUGAAAUGUAGAGAUUAAAAAUGCACAGAUAUAGUUAAGACAACUCAUGGAGAUUGUUAAUUAGCCAAUGUGAAAUGUACAACAGAUGCUAGUAAAUGUAUUGAUAUAUUGAAAUGUGAAGGAUAUACAAUAAGUGAUUUAUGUAAAUUUGGAUCAGAUGGUAUUUGUAUUUAUGAUACAAUAAAUAGUAAAUGUAGAUUAAAAUAAUGUAGUGAUAUUACAGAUGUUAAAUAAUGUACAAGUUUAGCAAAUUGUUUAGCAGAUACAUCAAAUUGUGUAGCCAAAGCUGCUUGUUCUUCAUAUAAAACUGAGAAUAGUUGUGGAUUUGAUGGAACAGAUGGUGUUUGUACAUGGAAUAAUAAUACAUGUUCAAAAAUGACAAAAUGUGAAGAUGCUAAUACUUUUGAAAAAGGAUGCAAAAAAAAAUCAGAUAUUUGUAAAUGGACACCAAAACCAAGUAAUGGUGGUGCAAGUUCAUGUAAACCUUAUACAUGUCAAAGUAAAAAUUCUGGUGGUUCUUGUCUUCCUUUGGUAGCUUUUAGUGAAACUGAAUAUGAAGUAUGUGCUGAAAUUUAGUUGACAUGUUAAUCAGCUUCGAUUUCUGAUUUAACUGAAGAUACUUGUUUUAUCAACAGUGCUAAGAAUUAUUAUUGGGAUAAGACUACGAAUAAAUGUUUGGCUUGCAAUGGAACAACUGUCAAUAAUACUACAGUGAUUGAUAAUAGCAAUUCCUUAAUGAUAGGAACAAUAUACCUAUUUAUUGCUUUCCUUUAAUAUUGAAAAAUUAUUAGAC